This is a messenger RNA of Penicillium subrubescens, 1869 nucleotides long. RefSeq lists its product as uncharacterized. Gene Ontology annotation, cellular component: nucleus. Gene Ontology annotation, molecular function: zinc ion binding; DNA-binding transcription factor activity, RNA polymerase II-specific; transcription cis-regulatory region binding. Lineage: Eukaryota; Fungi; Ascomycota; Eurotiomycetes; Eurotiales; Aspergillaceae. Gene Ontology annotation, biological process: regulation of DNA-templated transcription. The record is from RefSeq and is a predicted model, not a curated record. The transcript is spliced from 4 exons. The coding region runs from base 1 to 1794 and encodes 597 amino acids.
AUGGACGCCACAAUAUCUCCAGUCAAGAGGAGGGCAUGUGUGGCGUGCACGGCUGCCAAGGCGAGAUGCACUCCCCAUUCUGUCAACUUGUGCCAAAGAUGCGCUCGUUUGGGGAAGUCAUGCACGUACCUUGACCUUCCGCAGACAAGGCGUAAGCAAAAGAAUUCACCAAGCCGCGUGGAGGCACUAGAGAAGAAGGUCGACCUGCUGAUGUCACAGCUGGUUACCUUGACACGACAGAACGGCCAGAUAUCGCCCGAUACUUCCUAUCCGCCCACCAAAGAAUUGGACUCAUCCGUUGAUCCCGAGCUGGAUUCCACCGACAUGGCUACGCUGCUAGAUGCUGCCCAAGACCCAUCUCACGGCCGCGCCCCGCCCACCAGCUCUAUCUUGGAGGGCCAGCCAUCUAUCGUAGAUCGAGGGCUUUUAAGUGAAGCCGAGGCUGAACGCUUAGUUACUACCUUCAAGCUUGAAUUAGUGCCCAUAUUUCCCUUUGUGUUGAUUGCAAAUAGCGCGACAGCCGCUAGUCUCAAGGACCGAGAGCCUUUUCUCUUUUUGUGUGUCGUGGCCGCGACAAUGGGCAGUGCACACCCUCUACGGAAAACUGUCGCCGACGAGAUUAUGAAGCACGUUACGCUAAGAGUUGUGGCACGGUCCGAGAGGAACCUCGAGCUUCUUCGUGGUCUAUUGGUUCACUGUGCAUUUUACUCAUACCCCGCAGAGAGAUUUCACCCGCGACUUUUGCUGUUAGUUCAGUUUUGUGUUUCCAUAUUGCAUGAUUUAGGACUGCACAGAAAGCCUAGUCCGAAUCCAGAUGAGCAGCGGGCGCUGCUAGGUACAUAUUGGCUGUCUGCUGGGCUCUAUGGCAUUCUCGGCCGGCCAAUUACCAUGAAGCAUGAUCGUCGAAUCGAUGAGUUUAUUGACAAUAUGGCAUCUGCCGAGCAUCUGUCGGAUCGCUGGGUUGCACCAUAUAUCUGCCUACAGUCAUUCUUGGCAACAGUGGAUGAGGUUUACGCAUCGAUACAAGCAAGCGGUGGAAGAGUGCUCGUCCAAGCCACGCGAGGCUCUCUACAACGGCAAUUUGAUAGCGUGAGGGCGCUUGUAGAAAGAGAUCUCUCAACCUGCCCUUCGCCAACAGAAAAUGCGAUACGCAUUGACUUCAAAUAUGUGGGAAUUCGGCUCGAGGAACCAUCUCUUCGGGAGGAACUGUGGAUUGCGGAGCCAGCCAGCGCAGUUAGAACGACCAUGCUAAUAGGCAUUAUCCAGCGAAGCAAGGAGCUCAUUCACAUUAUUAGAAGCCUGCCCGCUUCAGAGAUUGCCCAGAUGACAAUAAUGUCAAGUGCUCGUGUCUGUGCCGCAGUGGGCUACAUACCCUCUGCAGUAUUCACCCUUCUUAAUAUUAUUGCAAACACCACCGACUCUACCCUGGAAGCGCAGCUCCAGGCCAUUGUUCAGGAAGCAGAUUACCCAAAUGUUGUCACAGAGCUUGCCAACGCGCUGGAGACGAGAUGCGGGGAAAUGUCUACUGCAGAAAAAGAGAUGGAUAUUGUGGGGAGUCUUUGCCUCAAAAUGCGCCUAUUGGCGCGUUGUUAUCCAUAUCAGAUCCGAGCCACUGUUGGAGGUGGGCCGUCCCAAGACUCAAUGCAGGACACGUCCACAAUGGCAGUCCCCGCCAACGAGCAUGCUAUGAUGCCCCAAAUCUGGCCGUCUACGUACGGCGACCCGGGUGACAUAUUUCCUAUCGACGACAUCCAGUGGGAUUCAUUACUGAACGAAUUUACUGGGUUCAGCUAGUAUAGUAUAGCUCAUAUGUUCUUUGUGAAUUAUGUGAGAAGACGGGUUUCAUAGCAAAUGAUCUGUAAACACUCC